CUUGGCAUUUGAUAGCAAUGUCGGCAAGUGGCACUGGAAGCUCAAGCGCUGCCUCUGGCAGUAAUCGUCGUCUUCAGCAAACACAGCACCAAGUAGAUGAGGUGGUGGACAUCAUGAGGGUGAAUGUAGACAAGGUGUUGGAGCGAGAUCAGAAGCUGUCCGAGUUGGAUGACCGUGCCGAUGCCCUGCAAGCAGGAGCUUCCCAGUUUGAAACAAGUGCUGCCAAGCUGAAAAGAAAGUAUUGGUGGAAGAACUGCAAGAUGUGGGCAAUACUGAUUGCUACUGUUCUCAUCAUCAUUAUAAUCAUCAUUGUCUGGAAUGUGUCCUCAUGAGUUCUAAGAAGAAACUCACAACAGUUGAAGAUCUUACUUCAGUCUCUACUGCAAACCUGCUGUGUUCUCAAGCUCACCUACUGAUGUAUGAAGCAGAACUAUUCUGAUUAGUGAAACAUUAGCUUUUCUCUGACUUAUAGAAAGUGUGCCUUAAGAGGCACUCCUACUUGUUAAAUACUAAUAAGCACAGCCCACAACUUGUACAGUGCCUUAUAAACUUGAGUAUGAGCUGGUGAAGAGGAUUUAGUACGGUUUUAGGUUUUGCAACUCUGGAGCCAAUAUAAUGCUGUCGGUAGUUGCUUUCUAAAUGCAUUUGAAGAAAGACCUAGGUAUCUAUCCUCUUCUCUGUCUCACUCCAUUUAAAGAGGUCUCUUUUGACCCCAUGUUGCUGAAGAAGUGGGAGCCAAAUAUCCAAGUUGUGCCUUUCUGGACUAAACUCUAGACUCUGCCACUUGAACAGACUUUGCCUUAAUUUAAUAAUGCUUUGUAAUCACUACUGUGUUGCACACAACUCCAUAUUUGUAACACUUGUGUAUUCCAGUAUUUAAACUGCAGAGACUGCGCAUGUAACAGUCAGUACUGCUUCGAGAUAUUUAGAAUUGCCUUUAACAGGGUGGGAUGUUUACAAUCUCUUCCAAGUAAAGUAUGUCACUUGGUGACCUGUGUGACCAGGAAAGGCUCCUUUUUUGAAGCAUUUGGUUUUUGUAAUGGUACAGAUUACUUACCAAAGUUUCUAUUUGCCAAAAAGUGAAAAUGCUUCAAGCCAGUAAGAUGUUUCCAUUAUAGAUUUGGUGACAAAUGUAGUUGCAGAGCAAUCUGUAUACUCAAUUGUUACAAGUAACAUGUUUGCAUGACUGUAUCCAGGUGCUCUUGUAAAAUAUUUUGCCCCUGUUUUGGA
Molecule: messenger RNA, 1230 nt
Organism: Alligator sinensis (Chinese alligator)
Lineage: Eukaryota; Metazoa; Chordata; Crocodylia; Alligatoridae
Gene: VAMP3
Product: vesicle associated membrane protein 3
Exons: 5
Coding region: 18-332 (104 amino acids)
Biological process (GO): SNARE complex assembly; vesicle fusion; vesicle-mediated transport
Cellular component (GO): plasma membrane; SNARE complex
Molecular function (GO): SNAP receptor activity; syntaxin-1 binding
Source: RefSeq, a predicted model, not a curated record